AUGUUUAUUUUUUUUAAAAACUCAUUAGAAGGGUCCGGCGUUUCGGUUAAGAUAAUGAUUCUAGGAAUUCUAUCGGCAAUAUCACUAUCAAUUGUGUUGAUGUGCAUUUGCAGUAUGAAAUCCUCACUAAGAAGCAAUUGUGUUGUCUUAUCUAAUCAUCCAACUGCGGACGAGAAUAGCAUUGAGGCCUUUGUCAUACAAUAUGGAUCGUUGAGUGCAAAAAGAUACACAUAUGCUGAUAUUAACGACAUGACAAACUCAUUUGAAGUUAAAUUAGGACAAGGAGGUUUCGGUACUGUGUUUAAAGGGAAACUUUCAGAUGGACGUCUUGUGGCUGUAAAAGUUUUGAACUCAUCAAAAGCAACUGGGCAAGAAUUCAUAAACGAAGUUGCAAGCAUUGGUAGGACAUCUCAUGUUAACAUUGUUACUCUUUUGGGAUUUUGUUUUGAGCAUCAAAAAGGAGCUCUCGUAUAUGAGUUCAUGCCAAAUGGAUCGUUAGAAAAGUUUAUAUAUGGUCGUGUUUGUCCAAAUACAAGCAAACCCAUAGGUGUAGACAAGUUAUAUGAGAUAGCCAUUGGAAUUGCACGAGGUCUUGACUACUUGCAUCGUGGCUGCAACACUCGAAUUUUGCAUCUUGACAUAAAGCCACAUAAUAUCCUCCUUGAUGAAGACUUUUGCCCAAAGAUAGCAGAUUUUGGGCUUGCAAAAUUAUACUCUAGGAAAGACAGUAUCGUAUCUAUGUUAGAGGCUAGAGGCACUAUUGGGUAUAUUGCCCCUGAAGUUGUUAAUAGAAACUUCGGAGGUGUCUCCCAUAAAUCGGAUGUCUAUAGUUAUGGGAUGUUAAUACUAGAAAUGGUUGGGGGAAGGAAAAAUGUUGAUGCUGGUGUUGGUUCUGGGCAUACGAGUGAGAUAUAUUUCCCUCAUUGGAUUUACAACCGUCUGAAGAAGGAUAAAAUCUUAUUAGAUGGUGUGACAACUAUAGAGGAAAAUGAUUAUGCUAGAAAAAUGACAAUAGUCGGCUUAUGGUGCAUACAAACUGAUCCAAAACAAAGGCCAUCCAUCAAUGGAGUGAUUGAAAUGUUAGAAGGAAACAUGGAGUCACUGGAAAUUCCACCAAAACCAUUCUUUUCUUCUCUUCCACGAUCACAAGCCACCAUAUGUAACACAUCAGAGGACGUCAGUAUGGAUCACUGUAGUAUAAAAGAAGUAUGA
Lactuca saligna is the source of this 1212-nucleotide messenger RNA. Lineage: Eukaryota; Viridiplantae; Streptophyta; Magnoliopsida; Asterales; Asteraceae. The record is from the annotation of a GenBank genome assembly.